This is a messenger RNA of Truncatella angustata, 807 nucleotides long. RefSeq lists its product as uncharacterized. NCBI's taxonomy places the organism in Eukaryota, Fungi, Ascomycota, Sordariomycetes, Amphisphaeriales, Sporocadaceae. The coding region runs from base 1 to 807 and encodes 268 amino acids. The transcript has 3 exons. The record is from RefSeq and is a predicted model, not a curated record.
AUGCAUUUCUUUAAAACCAUCAUAACAAGUAUACUACUAUCGAGCUUUGUCUCAGCAGACUUUGAUAUGUGGCUGCGGCAAACCUGUUCCAUUGACGGUCCAGGGAGCGGCAACGAACUGUGCACAUUUCACUGGGUCACUCUUCCAGCCUACAACGGGGACUACUGUGAGGACUACGCGGUACAGUCAACACUUGGUGACGAGUACGACCAACCCUGUGACAAAUGGAUGACCAUGGACGGCGGAGGCCAGACCAUCAUUCACAAUUGCGCCAACAAUUACAACCAGCCUCAGGGUUCAUACUAUGGUGACGUUCUGCACUACAAGAAAGAUGGUACCACGGUAGCUGGCACCUGCCAGAUCUGGAACGGUCAGAUGGACCAGGGCAUGGAGGUUGCUAUAACCUGUGGCAGUUCGGUCUAUCUUUGGACAAGUAGGAUUGCUUGGGAAGAAGAUGGAACUACAUAUGAGAGAGAGGGAGAGAAAGAGGGAGGGAGAGAGGGAGAGAGAGAGGGAGAGAGAAAGGGAGAGAGAGAGGGAGAGAAAGAGGGAGAGAGAGGAAACGAGCUUCCUGAUGUUACUACGUAUGCAUUUGUUGCCUCGAGCUGCACUGCCGCCGUCUUCCCUGCGAAACGAUACGUUGGUUAUAGCUUCGAAAAAUUUAUAUUCCUCAAGCAUAUUUUGAAUGAUUUGUGGUGCUAUACAACACCAGCGAUGUGGUCGCGACCUCUCAGCCGAUAUAUCAAGCUGGCUCUGAGUGGGAGCUUGCCGCCUGCUUACACAGUUAGGCCAGAGCUACAUUCAUAG